UUUAAGGAGUCUGCUUCCCUCUCGCUCCUGUUCGCUGCUGUCCUCCAGGACUCCAGAGUCGCGGAGAUCCCAUGCAGUCGCCAAGGGAGAGGAGUACAGUGCGAGCCCGAGCUGGAUGGAUGGUUAUGGGGGAAAGAGGGAGACCCUCGGCGCUUGAAGUGUGCAGAGUCCUCGCCGUGCUUUUCUCACUCUUCCCCUCUGUGAGCCUGCAGUGCAAGAUCCUCAAGUGCAACUCUGAAUUUUGGGCCUCCACCUCAAACUCUGGACCGGAGGAGGAGUUUUGCACGGCUCUGCGGGCGUACAACAGCUGUGUACGUCGGACUGCACGUACCUGCAGGGGUGACUUGACAUAUCACUCUGCACAGCAUGGCAUAGAGGACCUAAUGAGCCAGCACAACUGCUCCAAGGAAGGACCGACUUCCCAUCCACGUACCCGGACCCCGCUUCCUCCAGCACCCCCGCCGGUUAUGACUGACAGCCAAGAACGCUCCGAUGGCCCGGAAGUGUGCCACUAUGAGCGCAGUCUUCCACGCAACACAGCGCCACCUAACUAUACCCACUGUGGCUUUUUUGGAGACCCACACCUCCGAACCUUUGGCGACGACUUCCAGACAUGUAAGGUGGAAGGAGCCUGGCCGCUCAUCCAUAACAAAUACUUGUCCGUCCAGGUGACCAACACUCCCGUAGUACCAGGCUCUUUCGCCACCGCCACAAGCAAGCUGACGAUCAUCUUUAAGAACUUCCAGGAAUGUGUGGACCAGAAGAUGUACCACGCAGAGACAGACGAGCUGCCGGCUGCGUUUGCAGACGGCUCAAAGAACGGAGGCGACCGCUACGGAGCGAACACCCUGCGUGUGGUGGAGAAGGUUGCCGGGCAGCAUGUGGAGAUUCAGGCGAGAUACAUCGGAACAACCAUCGUAGUCCGGCAGGUAGGCCGCUACCUAACCUUUGCCGUGCGGAUGCCGGAAGAAGUUGUGAAUUCAGUGGAGGAAGGUGACAACCAGGACUUGUACCUGUGUCUUCACGGUUGUCCUGCCAACCAGCGCAUCGACUUUAGGAACUUCAGAGCUCGAGCGGCGGAGGCCCAAAGCGUCAGCAGGACCAGGAGCAGCACCGGUGCCAACGGCUUUACCUACCAGUCUGCAAAGACCAAGUGCAAAGAGCGGCUUCCAGUGGAGGAUCUCUAUUUCCAUUCUUGCGUGUUCGACCUCCUCUCGUCCGGAGACAUAAACUUCACCAUGGCAGCCUACUACGCUUUUGAGGAUGUUAAAAUGCUCCAUUCAAAUAGCAAAAGAUACCACAUCUUUGAAAAGGAUGCCGAAAUGAAUAGUGCAGAACAGAAGGGCAGAAAUGUACUUUCAGUCUUCCUCGUCAACCUCCUCGCUGUGUUAUUGUGGACAGUCUGUCUAUAGCGUCUUUACAACAGUGUCCUCAUGGCGUGUCUGUCAAGGAGCAUUAGAGCACCAUCGCUGCGUCCUACAUCGGCUCCUCUUUGCUCUGGUUCUGUGACUUGACAGGUAGCUUGCAAGUAGGUCAUCCCCGACCCAAGUCUCAUUUUAGUGCUAUUGUCGUGUCUUGACGUCAGCUUAAUGACAGGACGAGCUCAGCGUUCUCCCACCUAUCAUCACACGUAUUCAGCUGCUUCAUUGGAUUGGUCUUUGAAGAGGGCAGCGGUGAGAGAGCCCAGCUACUGCUGAGCUCAGGAUAUCCACCUGGGAUUAAAUCCCACAUUCUCAAUGGGGCCUGCAUACCUAUGGGAAGCUGGACAAGAUGAUCUUCUGCAGAAAGAGGAGUUUGCUGUUCCUCCCUCCCCCCC
Pundamilia nyererei is the source of this 1816-nucleotide messenger RNA. It is a transcript of the gene rgma, whose product is annotated as repulsive guidance molecule BMP co-receptor a. Gene Ontology annotation, biological process: BMP signaling pathway. NCBI's taxonomy places the organism in Eukaryota, Metazoa, Chordata, Actinopteri, Cichliformes, Cichlidae. The record is from RefSeq and is a predicted model, not a curated record. Bases 72 to 1412 code for a protein of 446 amino acids. The transcript has 4 exons. Gene Ontology annotation, cellular component: plasma membrane. Gene Ontology annotation, molecular function: coreceptor activity.